GAAAAGUGAGAGCAGAUUAGAUUAAAUUGCAGAACAGAAAAUCUACAGUCAACAUAGAUCAUAUUAAAUACAUUCUUCAAGUCCAGUGGAUCCAACUCAUCUGCAAAAUGCAAGCUGUUGCUCAGUGUUCAGUGUGCACCAGCCGGGCUGCUGGAGGACUUCUGCGAAAACAGACCGACUUUCCACUGCUGCGGAACAACAAGAGUGCUCUCAGGAGAGGAGCAGCCUGCAUCCGUCUCCUAAGCAAUUCUGAGAGUGUGCUAUUGAGCAAAGGGGAGCCUGGAGUCCAGAAAUUAGGACAGAAACGGACAGAUACUGCACACAGAGGGCCUUUGAGUGUUGGACAUGGGCUUGCUUUUCCUUUUACACAGCAAAUUGAAAACCUCUCUUACGACUCCCUGAUCAUAAGAGCAGCCUCUGUGGUUACAGACAGUUCAAGUACUUUGCUCUCCCAGACCUCAUUGGCUCUCGUAAAUGCCCUUACAGAUUACUCAAAGGCUGUGCAAACACGCAUCAUUGUCCAAAGACGGUAUUUAGCUUCACUGGGAAAACUGACCCCAUCAGAGGAGGAUUUGUUUCUGGCGGCAAUCAAUGCCCAGCGUGCAGAGGCAACUGACAGGCUACAAGAAUGCAAACACUUUGAGACAAACUGGAUCAAUUCGGUCAAUUUGUGCAAAAUGGCAGCCGAGGCAGCACACUCUUCAGGAGCCGAUCAGGCCUCCAUCACAGUGAGGGCAAGCAUCCAGGUGGCCCAGUCCCAGGUGGGGGAGGCUCGGAAACUGGCUGCGACUGCAGAUAAGAAGUUGGCCGAAACUAAAGCAGAAGAGAUCCAAAGAAUGGCAGAAUAUGUUGCCUUUCUAGAUGGAGAGGAGCAUGAGGUGCAUGAGGCUUACCUACGAGAGGACUAA
Molecule: messenger RNA, 908 nt
Organism: Notothenia coriiceps (black rockcod)
Lineage: Eukaryota; Metazoa; Chordata; Actinopteri; Perciformes; Nototheniidae
Product: diablo homolog, mitochondrial-like
Exons: 6
Coding region: 108-908 (266 amino acids)
Biological process (GO): intrinsic apoptotic signaling pathway in response to oxidative stress; neuron apoptotic process
Cellular component (GO): mitochondrion
Source: RefSeq, a predicted model, not a curated record